Guyanagaster necrorhizus is the source of this 1003-nucleotide messenger RNA. RefSeq lists its product as uncharacterized. The coding region runs from base 227 to 847 and encodes 206 amino acids. Gene Ontology annotation, biological process: mitotic sister chromatid segregation. The record is from RefSeq and is a predicted model, not a curated record. The transcript is spliced from 6 exons. Gene Ontology annotation, cellular component: kinetochore. NCBI's taxonomy places the organism in Eukaryota, Fungi, Basidiomycota, Agaricomycetes, Agaricales, Physalacriaceae.
GCUGUCUUCUCCAAGGUUUCGAUGCCGGGCUCUUCGACGGACUCAACCGUGGACAACGUGAUAACCGUGAAACGGAAGGCGGACGAUAUUGAGCCAAACGUGUCGUCAGUGAAGAAGGCUAAAACGGCGGGCAAGAACGCUCUAGGAAUAAAGAUGGUAAAGAAGGUGAAGACGUAAAUACCGUAUAUUAGGGUUAGGGUUGUACAACACUUGAUUUCUUACCACUAUGGAAUCUUCACGAGACGACGUGCUUCGUGUCAACGUCGAUACCCAGGGCGACCUCCAGCGCAUCAAGGUCGAUUACUCGAGGUUGUUUCUAUCCUUCGUCGAGGAGAAGAUACGUAUCCAGGGCUUAGAGAGUCAAAGGGAAGCCAUGGUGGCCCACGCCCAGCAGUACUUGGACAGAACUUUCUCAAUGGCGCAGUCAAACCUUCGCAUUAAUGGGUGCAAUCGGCCCCUCGAUGAGAAUGACCCCGACAUGGAGCCCUUUGAUGAGGCCCUGGACAGACGCAUAUGGGCCCUCGCUGAUACUCGCCUUGGCUGGCAUAAGAUCGUUGCAGAGACGCGCCGUACGGUGCCCAAGGAGAUCGAAGCGACGCUUGAGAAGUUAAUCAGCGGCGAGCGCGACGCAGACGCUGCAGACGAAGAUUUGGACAUUUCGAUAGAGGAGGAUACCGAGUCCUUGCCUGGCGAUGAAUUUCUCGCCAGGCGCUACCCGAACAUUCAAGACGAGCUUCAGAAAGCGAUAGCUGCAACCAAUGCCCUCGAACAGGCUAUCCCCAGCCAGGCAGAACGGUCGCUGAAAUACGAGCAUGUGUCAGCAGAGAUAAAGACGCUCAAGCCGUGAUUCCUGCAAUGUGGUAUAUUCAACCGUACAGCUAGUAGGGCACUAUGAUCCACGGAAUCCACGUCCACCGCCACCACUGCCACGGACGCCCCAGCCGCUGCCUCGACUUGCCCCCCUUGAAGCACCACGACCGCCCCGAUCCCCAAAACCACCUCG